Molecule: messenger RNA, 1122 nt
Organism: Suillus clintonianus
Lineage: Eukaryota; Fungi; Basidiomycota; Agaricomycetes; Boletales; Suillaceae
Product: Manganese/iron superoxide dismutase
Exons: 4
Coding region: 113-730 (205 amino acids)
Biological process (GO): superoxide metabolic process
Cellular component (GO): mitochondrion
Molecular function (GO): superoxide dismutase activity; metal ion binding
Source: RefSeq, a predicted model, not a curated record
UUGGUAAACAAACGACAACUGAGAUAAAUGGAUGAUAUCAGUCCUCCUAUCAAAUUCCCACUCUCUUGAACUCAUUCAACCACCACUGACUCUCUGACACGUCAAAAUUAUCAUGUCCCAACACACUCUCCCCGAUCUCCCAUACGCCUACGAUGCUCUCGAGCCCUUCAUCUCGAGGCAGAUCAUGGAGCUUCACCACAAGAAGCACCAUCAAACAUAUGUGAACGCUCUCAACGCUGCCGAGGCUAGCUACGCAAAGAGCUCUACCCCCAGAGAGCGCAUUGCCCUCCAGGCAGCACUCAAGUUCAACGGUGGUGGUCACAUCAACCACUCACUCUUCUGGAAGAACCUCGCGCCUGCCUCCAGUGAGGGCAAGGGUAACGGUGGUUCCCUGAAGGCCGGUCCCCUCAAGGAUGCCAUCGAGCAGUCCUUCGGGUCGCUCGAUGCGCUCAAGAAGGAGUUCAAUGCCACUACUGCUGGUAUCCAAGGCUCUGGAUGGGGCUGGCUCGGUUUGAACCCAUCCACCAAGCGCCUCGAGAUCUCCACGACCGCAAACCAGGACCCGCUUCUGACUCUCAUCCCUAUCAUUGGGGUUGACAUCUGGGAGCAUGCUUUCUACCUUCAGUAUCUCAACGUUAAGGUUGAUUACCUGAAUGCCAUUUGGAGCGUUAUCAACUUUGAUGAGGCUGAGAAAAGGUUCACGGAGGGUCUUAGCGGAAGCAAGCUCUAAUCUCCUGAGGAGGGCAACGAGUUAAAAUGAAAAAAGAUGAAUGAAUUCGCGCCAUGUUGUAUUAUCAAUGCGUCGCUUAUCGCAAUGAAUUGUAUUUGAUGUUCGUUCUAGGACAAAGCUCCGAAAAUAGGGUUGCUGGAAAACGUUGCUUGUUCAUUCCUGGUUUGCUUUGAUGUCAUUGUUUAUAUUUACCAUAGUAUGUGAAUACGAACGCAAACCUCACGAACGCCAGCAAGGCUAACUAGACAUACAAUCGCCUGGUCUACGUGUACCAGGGUUGUUACUUGUCUGAUGUACAGCACAUCACCCUUUUCUGUCACACGGAAGCCAUUGGGAAUCUUUCGGAUGCCAAUAGUGAGAUCGGUCGCGAGAACGGCUUGGAAAGAAUCGUG